This is a messenger RNA of Symphalangus syndactylus (siamang), 2537 nucleotides long. It is a transcript of the gene EEF2KMT, whose product is annotated as eukaryotic elongation factor 2 lysine methyltransferase. Lineage: Eukaryota; Metazoa; Chordata; Mammalia; Primates; Hylobatidae. Gene Ontology annotation, cellular component: protein-containing complex. Gene Ontology annotation, biological process: peptidyl-lysine trimethylation. The record is from RefSeq and is a predicted model, not a curated record.
GGCCCGCCCUGUCUUCAGUCCAGGCGCGGCUUCCGUCCGGUCUCCCGGCUACACUGCGGCCCCGCCCACGUCAUGGCGCCCGAGGAGAAGGCGGGGACUGAACUCUUGCUGCAGAGUUUCGAGCGCCGCUUCCUGGCGGCGCGCGCUCUGCGUUCCUUCCCCUGGCAGAGCUUAGAAGCAAAGUUAAAAGACUCAUCAGAUUCUGAGCUGCUGCGGGAUAUUUUGCAGAAGACUGUGAAGCAUCCUGUGUGUGUGAAGCACCCACCGUCAGUCAAGUAUGCCCGAUGCUUUCUCUCAGAACUCAUCAAAAAGCACGAGGCUGUCCACACGGAGCCUUUGGACGAGCUGUACGAGGCGCUGGCGGAGACCCUGAUGACCACGGAGUCCACGCAGGGCCACCGGAGCUAUUUGCUGCCCUCGGGAGGCUCGGUCACACUGUCCGAGAGCACAGCCAUCAUCUCCCAGGGCACCACGGGCCUGGUCACAUGGGAUGCCGCCCUCUACCUUGCAGAAUGGGCCAUUGAGAACCCGGCAGCCUUCAAUCACAGGACUGUCCUAGAGCUUGGCAGUGGCGCCGGCCUCACAGGCCUGGCCAUCUGCAAGAUGUGCCGUCCCCGGGCAUACAUCUUCAGCGACUGUCACAGCCGGGUCCUCGAGCAGCUCCGAGGGAAUGUCCUUCUCAAUGGCCUCUCAUUAGAGGCAGACAUCACUGCCAACUUAGACAGCCCCAGGGUGACAGUGGCCCAGCUGGACUGGGAUGUCGCGACAGUCCAUCAGCUCUCUGCCUUCCAGCCAGAUGUUGUCAUUGCAGCAGACGUGCUGUAUUGCCCAGAAGCCAUCAUGUCGCUGAUCGGGGUCCUGCAGAGGCUGGCUGCCUGCCGGGAGCACCAGCGGGCUCCUAAGGUCUACGUGGCCUUUACCAUCCGCAACCCAGAGACGUGCCAGCUGUUCACCACCGAGCUGGGUGAGCCCCCACGCCCAUCUGGGCCUGCAUGGUCCCAGAGCUAUCCCUGCAGGACUCCAGUGGAAGUGAAAGAACUGGGCGCCGGGGAAAAGCUAGGAUGCCCCACACUCCCACACCAUGCGGGGAACUCGGGCAGAGGCCGGCCGGGCCGGGAUCAGAUGGGAAGCAGAAGCUCGUCAUGACCAGAAACUGUUUCCCUACGAAGAGCACUUGGAGAUGGCAAUGCUGAGCCUCACACUGUAGGACGCACACACAACUCCAACGUGACUGUGAGAAUCAAGUCACUAUCGUGGGAAGAAUUUUUAUAUGGGAAAGCGGAUAAAACUUUCAUUGGACUGGAAUGUUUGAAGAAUGUUAAAUUCCAAAUCAGGAACCACAAACUGCCCUCUAAUAAGACAUCAGCUAUCUAAGCAUGUGGGUGCCCCCUUUCUGCCAGCAGUUCUGGUUCUUAAGAAAAUCACCAUAAAUCAGACAUGAAAAUUGUGGCUCCAAAAAUAGCAUUUCUUUGUGCAAAUAAAAACGUGUGUAUCAAGUAUGACGCUCCCCCAACGUGGGCACACUCGGUUCCUCACAAAGCCAAGCCCACUGCAUCUGCCACAUCCCUGGGCUUAUGGUGCAGCAGGUGCUUUUUUCAAGAGAGGAAUCAGUGUUAGGAAGACGGCAGAAAGGUGACACCUGGAGACCAAACGCAGGAUGAGGAGUACUGCAGAGGUCACAGGGAAGUCACAGAACAGUAAUACGCUAGCAGGGGCAUGGGGCGUGAAGAACAGAAGAAGACAGGAAGCGUUUCCGAACCUCCAGAGAAGAAAUUAGGGCCAACCACAGCUUCCCGGGUCACAGAACCAAUUCAUUCACCAGGCGGCACCACUGCCGUCAUUUCAGCUUCUGGCCACUGGGAGGCGCUGCUCGAAAGGAUUUGCCCUGAGACUCCGAGAAGAAGCUGCGGGAAGGACAGCAGGGGUCCUGGGGUUUAGCCUCUGGCCCAGGAGUCAUGUGUCCAUAACCAAAGGCAGCACAGUCUGCACCCAGCUCUCAUCCCAUCGGAGCUGCUGCGACUCCCGCAGGUUCUUCCGGAACUGGUUUAGCUUGCCCACAGGAUCAGGAAAGUUUGAGAAAAGCAUCUGCAAAAAAAUAAAGAGCAGAGCUUACCUCAUUGCCUGUCCCCGCCCCAUCCCAGGUCACCACCUGGCUGACCCCAGGUCCCCAACCCAACAACAACCCCUCCCAAGUCCCUAACUCCCUCACUUGGACUUGAGACCCUUCACACCCCAGCAGCGCUCCGCCUCUAAUGUGACAUCAUGCUUUCUGGAAACGUCCCCGUAUGUCCCACUUUCCCACACUUGGUGCCCUGGAGCACCUUCCGGCCUCUACAUGCUGUACGUUCCCCUGUGAGCAGCCUCCUCUCGGCCUCUGGCCAACACAGUCCCACCCAUCUGUGGGUAACAAGGGGGUGUCAGUGUUCUUUUCAGCCUUGCUAAACUGUCUCAAUCAAGGAUCACAAACUACAACCUGCAGGCCAAAUCCAGCCCACAGCCUGUGUUUGUAAAUAAAGUUUUAUUGGAACAAAGCCACA